This is a messenger RNA of Lachancea dasiensis, 2070 nucleotides long. The record is from the annotation of a GenBank genome assembly. Lineage: Eukaryota; Fungi; Ascomycota; Saccharomycetes; Saccharomycetales; Saccharomycetaceae.
AUGAGGCCAUCAAACAGUGGUAUACUUACGAAAAAUAAGAGAAGAAGAGGGAAGGUACCUGAAAAUGAGCGCCUACGUAAAGCUGUUGCUUGCACCGAGUGCCAAAGGCAGAAAUCUAAGUGUGUUGGUGGCUUUCCCUGUGAAAGAUGCGUGGCAAAAAACAUAACGUGUAAAAGUGUGCCCCAGGUUCGUAUAAGUCAGCAGGCUCUUUUGGAUAGGGAAGAGCGGCUGUCGUGCAUGGAAUCCAUUAUCAAGGUGGCGUUUCCCGGGAUAGAAACCUCAUUGGAACAAAUGAGAUUGAAACUAGGUGAGCUCAAUGGUGAUAAGAAAGCCAGAGAGAUGAUUAAGCAUAUCGAUUUGCGAAAUGUUCAGCGAAUAGAUGGUGGGAAGACUCACACUUUCUAUGAGGACGUGGGCUCAACGUCCAGCUUCGUAGUAAGAGCUUCUGAAAUAGUCUCACAUGGAGCUUCAGCGUCAGCGCUGUCAAACAGUAAGCCUGCUUAUAUACUUCCUGGAGAGAGAAUAGGGAGUAUUUCGAGCGAGUCCUCGGCCGUGUUAUCAAACCUGUUAAGUUUUGCAUUAUCUUCACUUCCUCCAUUGGAGCAUGCACAGAGACUCCUCAACACUUUCAUAUCUGUUGCCGGCAAUAACACUUUUUUCUAUUUUGACAGUCGAUGGUAUCGAAAGAUCUUUUCACGUAUUUACACUACAAAACCAAAUAUUGGACUGACAGAUGUUAAUAAUGUGUGCCUUCUUUAUAUGGGGUUAUGCAUGGGCUCGAUUUUUGCGUAUGUUUGGAAAAGUCGCGAAAUUAUAAUGGUAGAGGGAGAAAGAACUUUUCCUGGCGCUACGUACUACGAGCACGCCCAGCUACUUUUUCCUGCUGUGAUCAAUGAUAGCUCUUUGGAGACUGUCCAGGUUUUCUUUAUGGCCUCUAUGUAUGUCUUGGCGGGUCAAGAGCUGGAAAUGGCUUAUACGUACUUGGGUAUUGCAAUGAGAGCCGCAGUAGCCAACGGAAUGCACAAAAGUUUUCCCGGUGGAAGUGAUUUUGACGAAAAGAAGGCUGAGUCCCGAAAGCGACUCUUUUGGAGUGUUUAUACCAUUGAAAGGCGCUCGGCAAUUGCUUUAGGUCGUCCAGAAACUUUACCUGUAUCAGAUAUUGAUCUUGAUCUACCAGUUUUCUGCAAAUCGUUAGAUGAUAAUGCGGAAAAUGCCGAUGUCAUUUGUAUGACGCUGAUCAUAACAGUGUCUCUUUUGACCAUAAAGAUACACGACAUGUGGUUUAGAAGAGGCAAAAAUGGAUUGAAAUUUGCCACUAUUAUGGAUUUGUACCAUAAAAUAGAGCGAUGGCGUGGGCAAGUUCCACCUAGAUUCGAAGUAAGGUCAAUGUGCAUUGAGCAACGCUCUUACAGAGGUGCGGCACAUGUAAACUUUGCUUACAACCUCGCAAGAAUAACUCUUGGCCGACCGUUUCUCUUGCUUAAGCUAAGAAACACUAAUGUGUCCACAAGUAUCGAUGAAGGUUUGAAUUCUUUUGCAACACAAAUGGUACAGUACUCAUACCAUGCAGCUAGUCAGAUUGUAGGUAUUCUUCUGACAUUGAGAUCCAAUAAUUUGCUGUCUUGUUACUCGUUCAACGAUUAUAAUGCAUGUCAUGUGGCCUCCUUUGUAUUGGUUGUUUACUUAGCCUUAUGUCCAUCCACUGAGGCAUUACAAAUGCUCAAUGACAGUGUAAGUAUACUGCAGCAAAUUUCUCAGAGUAGCAAGUUCACUCAAAAGAGUACCAACGUUAUUCUGAAACUUAAAGAGACGGUUGAACAAAGACAGACACAUCAGCGUUGGAUUGAUGGAGCAAUACUAGGAAUUGGAAAUCGGAUCGACGAUGAGAACUUUUCCGCCACCAUGGCGGGUAAAAAAGAAAAAUUACAAGAUACUUGGGGUCAAAUGGACGCUUCUCUAGAUGCUCUUACAGAUGAGCAGUGGUUUCUUUCCCUAUUUUGUGAAGGGUCACUGCCAUUGAACCCAGAUCAUUGCCUUGACUAUCUCUUCCAGGAUCAUGCAGAGAGGUAA